Rhineura floridana is the source of this 5137-nucleotide messenger RNA. It is a transcript of the gene CCDC141, whose product is annotated as coiled-coil domain containing 141. Gene Ontology annotation, molecular function: protein binding. The transcript is spliced from 25 exons. Lineage: Eukaryota; Metazoa; Chordata; Lepidosauria; Squamata; Rhineuridae. The record is from RefSeq and is a predicted model, not a curated record. The coding region runs from base 119 to 4831 and encodes 1570 amino acids.
CUUUCACGGAAUGAAGCCAAGUAACCCUGUUUGUUGCCUUUUGGAAUGACCAGUGGUUUCACAGACCUCCAGAGAGUGAACCUUUUCACAUGAAGCCUGGUUCUCCUUCGACAACAUAAUGUCAAGCAACACCAGUUCUGAUGGCCCAUCUUCCACAACAGUUAGCUCAGUUCUGGUUCAGGCUGGAGAUUGCAGAAUCAUCAUAGCUAUACUUAAGUGUGGAAAUUGGGUGCAGCUCCAGCUGGCUGAAUCGGUACCAAAUUUAUUAGAAAUUGGCAGCAAUCAAGAAGAGACCAAAAAAUUGUUACAAGAUCAUGAACGUCUCCUGGCUAAGCUUAAGCCUUUGGAAGAUCAAGUUUGGGACCUGUUACGUGAAGCGGACAAAACCACAGCCGAAGAAAAAGAUCAAAGCCAGGUGUAUGACGCCAUGGCAGAAACCAUGGGAGAUGCAUGGGAUUCUCUUGUGAUUGUCUUAGAGAAGCGCAGGGCGCUUUUGAAGCUGACUUCAGAUUUUUUUGAACAUGCUCUGGAGUUUGCGAUCAAAAUCGACCAAGCUGAAGAUUUCCUGCAGAAUUCCCAAGAGUUUGAGAAUCCUGAAUCCCUGAGAGCAGUCCUGCAUCAGCAUGAACAUCAUACAAAAGAGCUCUUAGAAAAGUCACUGGUCCUCUUAAACAAAAGCCAUGACCUUACUGAAUUCAUAGAGGAAUUCAAAUCUGAUGGGCCAAAUGUAAAUCCAGAAUUCAUUCAGGGAGCCCAGAGCAGCUGCUUGAAAAUUGGCAGUCUCCUUGAAGUUCUGCAAGACAGGAGAAGGCAACUGGACAAAUACCUGAAGCUACAGCGCCAAGGACUAGAGCAGGUCUUGCAAAUCUGUCAGUGGCAUCACCAGGAAAAUCAGGUAACCACCUGGUACAAAAAGAAUAUAAAAGAUUAUUUUCAUAAGCGAUACCUGGGCUCAACUUUAACAGAAAAUGAAGAGUUACUUCAGGAGCACAAGGAAAUGGAAAAUAAGGUUAAAGAAUGGAACUCCACUGUAGAAGAUUUAAAAUCAGAUGCACUCAAGAUUCUGUUUUCAGAGGACUAUGCUGAAAAAGAGCAUCUAAAGCUUUCAAAUCAGAAAAUGAAUCUGUUGCAACAGGAAGUGAAUCGUCGUAUGGAGGAGUGGAAAACCUUGUUACAAGAAACCAAUGAAUUCUUCAGUGCAGCAAAGAAGGCAUGUGAUAUACUUAGAAAUGUAGAAGCUUCUCUUAAGCGUCUUCACUCUGAAGAUUUAAGCUUGCCUCUUUUGGCAAUAAAGCAUGAGGAACUGAAGAAAGAGAUUAAAGAUGUGUCAGCUGAUGCCCUGCACAAGGGACAAACCUUGCUUAGCAAAGGAGAUACCCACAGUUAUUUGAUGACUGGUGUUCAGGAAAUGGUAGACUGUAUUCACAAGACAGUAGAUGAGUUGACCAAUCAGUGUCCGUCUUACAAAGAACUUGCCUCAAAAAAGGAACAUGUAACCACCUCCUUAGAUGAUUAUCUCAAGAAGGCCUCUACAAAGAUUAAAAACGUUAGUCCUAUUGUCUCAGCUGCAAUAAAUCCUGGAUCAUCUGUGCCUGAAUCAGAGAAAGUCCUGAACAAAUAUUUAGAGAUGGCAAAUCAAACCAAGGAAAUGGCAAAUGAACUGGAAUUAGCUGUUAGAAUUUUUAAAGAGAUGGAAGAAUUUGAAACCACAGAAGUGGCAGUUUUUUCUAACAAAACUGACCUUCUAAAUGAAGAACUGGCAACACUUAACAGAAAUAUUAGCUCAAAACUGGAAAUCUUGAAGCCGUAUGUAGCAUUUUUAAAGUCAUCGAAUGAGGUUGGAGGUGAUGCCCAGAGGCUGAAAGAAUUCUAUGUAGUGGAGCCUGUGCGAGAAGAUGCUGAAGCUAAAAAUGAGACUUUGAUGCAGUCCGCUGACAUCCAGUGGCAGAUGGUUUUAAAGAAGAUUCUUUCUACUCAAGAUAUGGGGCAUGACUUUUUAAAUUUAGUAAACAUGAUAAAUGAGAAUCUAAUAUUGAAUGUGGAAAAUGUUGUACAAGUAACUGAACACACUAUUGAUAUUUUGAACAAAGAAAAGGAAGAACUGACACAGCUUUGGGCAACAUGGAAGCUUAAUAUGAAUCAAGUGAAAUCUAUCAAACAUCAAUGUGGGAAAUUUAAAGAGCAAUUUAAAAUGACGACCCAAACCUUAUACACUCUUCAAGAUGCACUCAGGUCUACUGCAGCACUUGAUCUUGGAAGUAACCUUUCAGUACUUGUAGAAAUGCAAAACAAAUUUAACCAAAUGAAGCCACAGUUUCAGCAACUCAAUGCUGAGGUGGAAUACAUGUCAAAGUUAUCAGAGCAGCUGAGUUUGAAAGGAGUACCCGACAUGGAAAAGUCUGAGAAAGUAAGUGAGCUUAUUCAUCUCCAUAAGGAGAUAAAGGAAAAGAUGGCAGAAUAUGAUGAAAUUUUCAACAAGACAAUCAAAUUCCAUCAUGUCAAAGAGGAACUGGAAGGUCUCAUAAAAUCAGGAGGAUUGACGAUCCCAGAAGUAAAAGAUGUGCCCAGUGACACUCCCUAUGCUAAGAUCCACUUGAUUAAUGCUCAGGAGAAGCACACACGUAUCAGGCACCUGUACAAAUUGGCACUCUCACUUGGAAUGGACAUAAUUUCAACAGUGCAACAACCUAAUACCUUUAAUGUUUCUGUAAAGAACCUACAGCAGCAGCUCAACGCCCUUGAAUGUGACAGCAUUAAUUGGGAUUCCAAAGCUGAAAAAUAUGAGGAAGAGUUGUCGCACAUCAACCAUUUCUGCACCACAAGAGACGAAAUACAUGAGCUCAAGGAAUCAUUUAAAGACCUUAAAAAGAAAUUCAACAACAUGAAAUUCAACUAUAGCAAGAAAACUGAAAAAGCACGAAAUCUAAAGACACUAAGAAUUCAAAUUCAACAAGUUGAUAUAUAUUCUGAAAAAAUGCAGGUACUGAAAAAGAAGACAGACAAUCUAAAGAAGAAAAUCUUAGAUUCCUUAGUAACUCAGCCUAGUGAUAAAGCUGGAAUACUCACUGGGUCAGUUAACGAAUUAGAGAAACAGCUGAGUGAAUUUGGCAAGAUUAUGGAGGAUUACAAACAAAAUUUAGAUCUGAUGGAGCACCUGCAGCAGAUGAUGGAAGAGUGUCAGUUUUGGUGUGAAGAAGCAAGUGCUACAGUAGUUAGAGUUGGAAAAUAUUCAUCAGAGUGCAAGACGAGGGAGGCAGUAGAAACACUCUACAAGCAAUUCAACAAAUUUGUUGAGCCAAUAGUCCCUCAGCAAGAAGAAAGAAUUCAGCAGAUUACUAACCUUGCUAAAGACUUAUAUGGGAUUGAAGAUGGAAAGAAGUACAUUGAGAAAAUAGCAGCAAAACACAAGGAAGUUCUUGAUUCUAUCAGUGAACUGUGCAGCUCUUUAACAGAACUUGAGGACAAGCUUGGGGAAGACUCUCUGAAGGGAAAAACACCAAAUUCUGAUAAUUUUGAUGAUGAAAAAGAAGUAGAACUAGAAAGACACAAGCAGAAGAUAGAUAAGGAGAAUACAAAAGAAAAUGCAAGUGAGCCAAAACAACAGAUGGAGUCAAGCACAUUAGCUGAAAGCCCAGUUACAACUACGACAGAAAACACAGUUGUCUCUACCAGCAAGGUAAAGGAAGAGAAAAUAUUGGCUGAUAUUUCAGUUGUCUGCCCAGCUGGUGAGGAUUUUGUUUCACAGGACACAGAUCUCUUGUCUUCUGCCAAAGAGGAUAGCUUUCAGGCCGAGCUGCUGGCAGAAGAAGUGCCCUCUGGAGAUGAAUAUGAGUGUAUAUCUCCUGAUGAUAUCUCACUGCCACCUCUUUCUGAGACACCAGAGUCCAACAUUCUGCAUUCUGAAACAGAGUUAGAAGAGCCACCUUGCUGUAGCUCACAUAGUCUGCAUGUCAGCUCCUGUAGUGUGCAAAUGCAGAUAAAUGCUGGCAGUAAAAGAAUGACGGAUGAAUGCGAUCCUUUAACCUUUGUUGCUUAUGCUGACACGCCUGGUCACCAAAACGAACACAUGUCAGAUCAGCCAGGGAGAUUUUCUUCCUCUACCCUAAGUUACCACUCAAUAUAUAAAGCAGAGUCCCCAUUUUCUCAUAGUUCACCAGAAAUACCUGAAGCUAACCCUGUUACAAGCAUGUUCAAGACUAAGCCUGCCUGUUGCAUGACAAGUGAAGUGUGCAAGACCUAUUUGCAACGUCAUGAGGUCCACAGAAGCAUGAGAGAAGCAGAGGGACAAUUGCAUGACAGAAAUAACUUUACUAAAAACCAGGACAGGCUGCAUGCUCAAGCCAACACAUUCUCAGAUCUCCUGUUUCAGCCAGACACCACCAGAAGCUGUCAGAGGCAGAUGGUCACCCAAGAAGAGAUUAAAAGUAUAUCUGAAAAGAACAGCAUGGUCAGCCUAUCUGGACAGGCACCUAACUUCUCCAAGCUUCUAUCUAAUGUAACUGUCAUGGAAGGUUCUCCGGUGACUUUGGAAGUAGAAGUUACAGGAUUCCCAGAGCCUAUACUUACCUGGUACAAGAAAGGCCAGAAAGUGACUGGAGAUGAGCAAUUAAAGCUCUUGCACAAGGACACAAAGUAUACUUUAUUCAUUGAGAAGGUGUGUGACACAGAUGCUGGCCUCUAUGUGGUUCGGGCUAAAAAUUCUAGUGGCACAGUCUCCUCAAGUGCCAUCCUCCAUGUGAAAGGUAAUGGGCCACCUAUAAAAAGAAUAGACUGGAUAAUUCUGUGUGCCCUCUACUUGAUUGUAUCACUUGCGUACUGGCUGUUCACUUAGUACAGCACACUGACUUCACUGGACUUUAAUUUUCACAAUUGGAGACAACAGCAAACGGCCAUCUUUCGCUGCACUUCAUAUCACUUUUGCCACCCUUGCUUAUGAAUCACUCUGAAUAUAGUGCUUUUGGUAUUAAUAUCACAGCUACACCGUCGUGAUUUAUUUAUACUUUACCAAUAUUAAAUGGGGAAAGAGAUUUGUAAAGACACCUGGUAGGUUCUUGUGCUUUAGUUCUAAAACCAAGCAAUAAAGGAAAUAUAUUUAUGGAUUAUGAUUUGUUUGCAGACAUCUGCAAGAUGCUCAGUU